Capronia epimyces CBS 606.96 is the source of this 1689-nucleotide messenger RNA. RefSeq lists its product as uncharacterized. NCBI's taxonomy places the organism in Eukaryota, Fungi, Ascomycota, Eurotiomycetes, Chaetothyriales, Herpotrichiellaceae. The record is from RefSeq and is a predicted model, not a curated record. Gene Ontology annotation, cellular component: plasma membrane. Gene Ontology annotation, molecular function: nucleobase transmembrane transporter activity. The transcript has 5 exons. The coding region runs from base 1 to 1689 and encodes 562 amino acids. Gene Ontology annotation, biological process: transmembrane transport; nucleobase transport.
AUGUCUCGCAUUAUUCACCGCAAACUUCAGUCCGUCAAGGAAAGGGUCAAAGAAGAGGUUGACCAGAAAUCCAAGCCGUCAGGAUGGGUUUUACCAAAAGAACCAUCCAGCUUUGGGGACGACACAUGGACGAACAAAGAUCUUGAUGUCACCCCCGUCGAGAGAAGGACGUGGACUUCUCUCACAAUCCUAGGCUUUUGGAUAAGUGAUGCGAUGAGCGCUCAGACCUGGGAGGCCCCGUCAAGCGUCCUCUCUGUUGGCCUCACUUGGCGCGAAGCAGUCUAUUCCAUCAUCAUCGGGCAGUUGGUGGCUGCCAUUCCUGUCGUUCUGAAUGGCGCCAUGGGUGCGAGCCUCCACGUCCCAUUUCCCAUCGCGGCCAGGUCGUCAUUUGGCUUCUAUUUGUCUCGGUUUGCCGUGGUGGUUCGAAUGGUGUCUGCCCUCUUUUGGCACGCGAUACAGACCUACACUGGCUCGACGGCCAUGACUCAGUGCAUCAGAGCCAUAUGGCCUUCCUAUCUCAACAUCCCCAACCAUAUCCCCAGUUCGGUGGGGAUUACGACACAGCAGAUGGUCUCUCAUCUCAUUUUCUGGAGUGUGCAGUUCCCCUUCCUACUCACCCCUCCCCACAAGUUAAAGUGGUUUUUCACCUUCAAAUCUGUCGUGGUCACGGUCUCAUCAGUGGCCAUGGUCAUUACGAUGACUGUGAAAGCCCACGGUGCUGGAGACAUCUGGGACCAAGGUUCAACGGUCAGGGGGUCCACCAAAUCUUGGUUGAUUCUGCACUGUCUGUCGUCGACCAUGGGCGGCUGGUCAACUCUGGGAACGAACAUUGCGGAUUUCACAAGAUAUAUGAAAACCGACAAAGGAGUAUACUGGCAAGCGUUGUUUCUUCCGGGAAUUUCACUUGUCCUGGGGCUCUUUGGAAUCAUCUGCACGUCGGCCGCCAAGGUAGUAUACGGGGAAUAUAUCUGGGAUCCCGUCAGCCUGAUCGCCCUCUGGGACGGCCCAUCGGGGCGGUGUGGAGCGUUCUUCGUUGGAUUAUCAUGGGUUGUCGCACAAAUCGGUACCAACUUGAGCGCCAACGUCAUCUCUUGCGCCAAUGAUAUGGCGUCGCUGUGCCCGAAAUACAUCAACAUCCGCCGUGGAGCUAUCAUCGUGACCAUUACUGGUAGCUGGAUCAUGGUUCCCUGGAAGAUUGUUCACAGCGCAGAGUCUCUUCUGACGUUCAUGGGCGGUAUGGCCGUGUUCCUGGUACCCGUUGCCUCGAUCCUGGCCGCCGACUUCUGGAUCACCAAGCGCAGGCACAUCGACGUCCCAGCGCUUUACCAGCGUCACGGCCGAUACCGUUACAACCAGGCUGGAACCAAUUGGCGGGCCGUGGCAGCAUUCCUCGUCGCCGUGACACCGAAUUUACCAGGUCUCGCACAUGCUGUAAACCCCAAGUUGCACAUUGGAGGAGCAAAGUACAUAUACGAUGUGUUCUACUUCUGGGGUCUCUUCAGUGCGUUCGUCUCGUACAGCCUCCUGAGUGCACUCUUGCCGGCAAGAGAGACACUCCUGUCAGCUUCGGUACUUGGAGAUGUUGCUGCACUUGACGGCGUCGAGGGUGAAGAAAUGCAGGAUCCCACUGCCUUUGAAGAAGCGUUGAAGGGAAAGGCCAACGUCGAAGCCGAAGCCGUGGCUGUCUGA